AGCACAUUGAGGGAGUGUACAGUAUGUAAUAUGCACGGCAAGUCGAGCGUUGUGAAGAAUGAAGGGUUAGGGUUAAUUAGAGUUCCUCGGCCCCCCACCGCUGCAGUGAGUCCCACAUUAAAGAUUUACAAGGCGUUCGUCCGUCUGUCAUCCGAAAGUGACUGAUAACCACGGGAUCGAGACGCGGAACGGUACACCAACGUCUCUACUGAAGGCCUUUUCUUUUUUGCCACUACAGCAGCAUCCUCCGACCUACAAUUAGAGACAGCAGUCUGUUUACAACAAAUAUUGUGCCGGAUAGGUCAUCGACUCCCGCGUGAAGAUCUCAUCGCGGGGCAGCUCAAUCUUCACUCAACCCUUCAAGUACCUUAACUGAACUGAACAUCUCGACCUUUCCCUCCACCGAACUCAAUCAAGAUGCCCAUUCUCUUCUGCCCCUACUGCGCCAACCUGCUCAUCCUCUCGCGGAUGGACACGGGCGGCAACCGGCUGGAAUGCCGCACCUGCCCCUACCAACACGCCAUCGAGAUGCCCAUUUACUCGCGCAAGAACUUCCCACGCAAGGAGAAGGAGGACGUGUUUGGCGGACCAGGGGCGUGGGAUAACGCGCAAAAGGGAAGGGUGCAGUGUCCAACGGCGGACUGUAACGGCGACGAGGCGGCCUUCUUCCAGGUGCAGAUUCGCAGUGCGGAUGAGCCGAUGACUACGUUUUAUAAGUGUAUGACCUGUGGGCAUCGGUGGAGAGAAAAUUGAUGGAAAAUGGUGUUGGUUGUCGGCGGCUGGGUGGGGCAACGUCACAAGAGCAUUGCGCGGCGUUCUGGGU
Messenger RNA from Chaetomium fimeti, 823 nucleotides. RefSeq lists its product as uncharacterized. Gene Ontology annotation, cellular component: RNA polymerase III complex. The record is from RefSeq and is a predicted model, not a curated record. The coding region runs from base 418 to 753 and encodes 111 amino acids. Gene Ontology annotation, molecular function: nucleic acid binding; zinc ion binding. Gene Ontology annotation, biological process: termination of RNA polymerase III transcription; DNA-templated transcription. Lineage: Eukaryota; Fungi; Ascomycota; Sordariomycetes; Sordariales; Chaetomiaceae. The transcript has 3 exons.